CAGAUUUUUUUCUAAUCAGUGUGAAAUUUGAUCUGGAUAAGGAGAGUUGAAUGAAGUAUUGCGAAGUGAUUGUUUUAAUAAUUUACCUAAUUACAAUUUCGCUGAAUUUUAUGGUACAGCCAUGGCCAAUUUGAAGCACGUUUAUGGUGGAAUCGAAGGUGGAAGCACGAAAACAAUCUGUCAUUUGGUGAAUGAAAGAGGAGAAUCUUUAGCCGAAAGCAUCGGAGGUAGCUCAAACUUAUGGAAUAUUGGUUUCGAUGAAACUUGCAAAAUGUUGAACUCGUUGGUCAACGAAGCCAAGGAGAAGGCGAAAAUACCAAUAAAUCAACCUUUACGUUCACUGGGUCUCGGCUUGAGUGGAUUGGAAACGAAAGAAAUAAUAGAAAAAUUGGAAUUUGCUUUGAGACAUAAAUAUCCUCUUUUGAGUGAGAAUUAUUACCUCGCCAGCGAUACAAAACCUCCUUUGGCCAUGUUAAAUAAGGAAGAACCGGGCGGAAUUGUACUCAUAUCAGGCACCGGUUCCAAUUGUUUGCUUGUGAAUCCCGAUUCGAGUGAAAUACAAUGUGGUGGAUAUGGCGAACGACUGGCGGAUGAAGGGAGCGCGUAUUGGAUGGCGCAUAAAUGCAUCAAGAUAUGUUUAGACGAACAAUUCAGAUUUAGUAAACCACCUCAUGGAUAUUCAGUUGAGAAAUCGUGGAAAGCGAUUCAGAAUUUUUUCAAUAUUUGUAACACAGCUGAUUUAGUGCCUUUAUUUUACGAAAAUUUCGAUAAAAUGAAAAUCGCUAGUUUUUGCAUCGAAAUUAGCAAAAUGGCUCGCGAAGGUGAUCCUUUCAGUAUGUACUUGAUGGAACUUAGCGGUGCUUAUCUGGCUAAAUAUAUACAAGCAGUUUAUAACCAAGCUGACGAGUGUUUAAAAACACAUUCAGACGGACUCAAGAUCGUCUGCGUGGGAUCAGUGUGGAAAAGUUGGGAUUUAUUGAGGAAAGGAUUCGAAGAACAGUUGGAAAAUGAAACAGAAUUCGCUAUCGUUGAUAGAAUAAGUUUAAUGUUCAUGAAGAAAUCUUGCGCUAUUGGAGCUGCCUGUUUAGGUGCUCGAGUUAUUGGUGUUGAAUUAUGCUCUUCUUUCGACGAUAACUAUUCCAUUUUUUAUCGCUAUAUUAGGUCGAAAAGGGUUUGAUUUUUUUAUCAACGUUUUUUUUCGUGCUGGCAGGCGACAAUAUUGUUUUGAAAUUUUUCUACCAUGAUUUUGAAGAAAUAACUUUUAUAGGUACCUAGAUUAUUUAUCCGUGAGAUUUUGUACGAAAAUUCGUAUUAAAUUCAAUUCCUGUGAUAUAUAGAAAAACUAAAGCAAUUUUUAUGUAACUUAAUUAUCUGUAAGAUCUUAGCGGAAUGACGUUUUUUUGCUUCAUUUUAUCGCAAAAAAAAAAUACUCCCAAGUUCAGGGUUUUUUUUUUUUACGGAAUUAAUGAUUUUUAUUUUUUUUACUCGUGGAUUCUUUUUCUUCUUUAAAAUUGAAAUCUUCCCGUUUAUGUUAAUUGUACCUACUUGUAAUAUUUCAUGUUUUAUGUUGUUUAUAAAUCGAUACAUGUAUUAUUAAUUGAACACCAUAUCGUCUCAUAUGUUUUGAUAAAUUACCUACUACAUACAAUGCGGUGAGUUUUGAUAAUUACGAGUACGUUGGAGGUAUCGCAUAAAAUGUAAAUUAUAACAAAGAAUCAUCGUUUAAAAAAUAUAUUUUUUGGUGCUAACCAUCUAAAAAAUGAAGUGUUUAAGUGUUUAUAAAUUUAUUAAUCGUGAAA
Messenger RNA from Planococcus citri (citrus mealybug), 1799 nucleotides. Its product is annotated as N-acetyl-D-glucosamine kinase-like. The coding region runs from base 122 to 1177 and encodes 351 amino acids. The record is from RefSeq and is a predicted model, not a curated record. Gene Ontology annotation, molecular function: N-acetylglucosamine kinase activity. Lineage: Eukaryota; Metazoa; Arthropoda; Insecta; Hemiptera; Pseudococcidae. The transcript is spliced from 8 exons.